Impatiens glandulifera is the source of this 2658-nucleotide messenger RNA. RefSeq lists its product as uncharacterized. The coding region runs from base 580 to 2448 and encodes 622 amino acids. Lineage: Eukaryota; Viridiplantae; Streptophyta; Magnoliopsida; Ericales; Balsaminaceae. The record is from RefSeq and is a predicted model, not a curated record. The transcript is spliced from 6 exons.
GACCCGUUAAAGCAGACCCCAACUGUCAUUUUUUAUUUUUUUUUGUCUUACCAGUCAGUAGUAUACAGCAAAAACCAUCUUUAAAAAGAGGGUUUUUUUUCUCUCUUCUUGUAUUCCUUUUCACAAUCGUCUUCUUCUUCUUCUUCCUAUUCUGCUUUCUCUCUGUUUCCCCACUUUCCUAUGUCUUUAAUGGCUGCCCCCCACCUAAUUUUUCUGAUUUAUAAUUUGUGGGUUAGUGUUUUAUCCAUCUGUGUUUGAAUCUUUCUUUCUUUUCUUGAUUACAAAGAUACCCACAAAAGAGAAAAGGUCUAAUCAUCAUCAACAUCAUCAAUAUUCAUCAUUAUCGUCAUAUCUGUGUAGAGAUAUUUUGAGAAUUUCACGUGGUUUGAUUUCAAGGAAGAAGCAAAGCACAUAUUCCAUUCUUCUCAAUUUCUCAAACUUUCCUUGUUUCUCCUCUUUUCCCCCAAACUGAAGCUACCAAUUUCCAGUUUAUGAUCCAUUAUUGAGAUUAGCUAUAGCUGAUUGACUCCAUUGAAGAAUUGAAGAAAAAUCUUUCCCUUCAUUUUCAGAAGCUCAUAAAUGGCGAAGAGAUCGCAGAAACGAAUCCCACAUUACGAUAAAGGUCAAACGGGCUGCAUUUGGACUUUCAUUAGUAUAUUCGAUUUCAGGAACGGUCGAUCAACUAGACGCCUUCUUUCAGAUACUAAAAGGCAUCAUUCAGGAAGACAACAACAACAGCAUGUUGGAAAUGGAUAUUUCAAGAGUAAGUUGGACAUGCUGACGAAUUCGAUUGACAUUCAACCCAUUCGCAGAGGCGAGGAAAUGGAAGUUAUGGGUGUUAAAAUGAGUGUAAAGGAACUUAUGGAAAAGGAAAUGUUCAGUGAAGAAUAUCAAAACAAGCUGAUGAAUUCUGAUAAAAGAAAUGGAAGAAUUCAUCAUAAGAGGAGUAAAACAACAACCUGGAGUUCUUUUACCUCAAAAUCAUCAAAUUAUCGAGAUGAAAAGGUAUCAAAAGGUUCUGUUGACCUUGAUGCAGUAAUAAACGAUAUCUGCAAUCAGAUUCAUCAAGAAAGAUUCAUCAACGAUCUCGACACCAACUCAUCAAACUUAGACGAGGCGAUUAAAACAUUUGUAACCGAUGAGAUCACAAGAGGAAAUCCAAUAAGAAAAAAAAGAAGUCAGUCUCUUGAAGAGAUCUUGUUGAAGGAAGAUGAGAAAAGAACACCUGUUACAACUCAGUUUUCGUUUACUGAAAUCAAAAGAAGGUUAAAACACGCCGUGACAAAGGACAACCUUAACUACAAUGAAAAAUACGCGAUUCCAUCGAAGAGUGACGACGAGAAUGAGAAGUUAAAGGAGGAAAGGAUAAAGGAUAUCUAUGUCAAGGCAAGGAAACAUCUAUCUGAGAUAAUUCUGAGAAAUGGAGAUGAAAGUGAACAUUGUUCAUCAAGUAGGAGAUCAUUAGGAAAAGUUCUUUUUGAAACUGAUGAGAAGAAGAAGAGCUUGUCAACUUUCGACGAUCUGAUUGACUCGGUUUCAUCAGAACAGAACUCGGAAAAUUAUAAAGAUGAUAUGGAAAUUGUCAUAACUGCUGAUGAAGAAGAAUGUAAAGGUUUGGAUAGUUCAAAAACACCAUGCAUUUUGGAAGAUGAUUUUGAAUCAUGUUGUCACACGGGUUCUUUGAAAGUGGAAGAAGAAGAUGAGUUGUUGCCUUCACCAUUGUCAUCAUCUUCCCCAGUUAACAAGAACAGUGAAUAUGCAAAAACUUCAAAUGAUAGAUCAUCAGAAAGGCCAAGCCCAGUCUCUGUUCUCGAAUCCAUAUUCGGAGAAGACGAAACCAGCCCAGCCUCAACACGCAUCAUCGAAUCAUCAGGCGAAAGUUCAUUCCAUCCAAGACAAAUCCAAUUCGAAGAAGGUGAAAUUUGUAUAAGAACCAAUCAAGACAACGAGGAAUCUUCGUUUGAAUACGUCGAAGCUGUUCUUCUAGCUUCCGAUUUAAAAUGGGACGAUUAUCUCCUCAGAUGGAUUUCUUCAGUUCCAAUUCUCGACCCAUCCUUGUUCCAUGAAGUCGAGUUAUUCUCCAGCCGAAGCUUUCAUGACCAGAAACUCCUCUUUGAUUGUACAAACGAGGUUCUCAAGGAAGUUUGCAGCCGUUAUUUCAGUUACUAUCCGAGGGUUUCGUUUAUAACACGUAAUAUUCGACAAGUACCCAUUGGACAGGACUUGAUUGAUGAGAUAUGGGAAGGAGUUGAGAGGAAUCUUGUGCAGCUUUCGCCUUGUGUUCUUCAAAAUAUGAUGGAAAGAGAUAUGAUGGAGAAGGUAGAUCCGAAUAAUUGGAUGAAUCUUCGAUUUGAAACGGAAGGUAUUGGCGCUGAAAUCGGGGAAACUAUUAUGGAUGAACUUUUGGAGGAUUUGACAAGAACCUUGAAUGAAAACACAAUAGUAUGAAUAAUGUUGAGAACCACCUACUAAUAGUAAUAACAGAGGUGUGUGUCUGUCUUUUUUCUUUUUUUUCCUUUGGUAAGGUCGGGGGAAGUUAGUUCACAAUUCCCUCGUUUAAAUUAGAGCGUUUUUAGUUAAAAUCGGACUUAGAGACAUUUUUAGUCUUAUAAGUAAGAUGGUUCGGUUAUGCAGUCUGUUAAGGCAACUUAUUUAGUA